Messenger RNA from Musa acuminata subsp. malaccensis (wild Malaysian banana), 1329 nucleotides. RefSeq lists its product as uncharacterized. Gene Ontology annotation, cellular component: membrane. NCBI's taxonomy places the organism in Eukaryota, Viridiplantae, Streptophyta, Magnoliopsida, Zingiberales, Musaceae. Gene Ontology annotation, biological process: CAAX-box protein processing. Gene Ontology annotation, molecular function: metalloendopeptidase activity. The record is from RefSeq and is a predicted model, not a curated record.
CGUUUGGUGGAGCCAAGCCAAUUACUCGUCCUUUCUCUUUGCUCUACCUCGCCUCCGCCCUUAUCCUUUCUCUAUGGUUUCAUCGCUCCUCCUCCGCCCACCUCCACCCUCGGCAGCGUUCCUGAGGCACGUUGCUACGACAAGCCCUGGGCCGCUCCUCUGGAGACCGGUAGGCGUUCCCACUCGCGGCUCCCUCCUUCGCGAGUCCAAAUGGCUGCCGUUGCUUCAGAGCGGCGAGAAGAGGAGGCGUCUCUCCAAUACCAUCACCAACUCCGUCACUGCCUGCUUUUAUAACGCCAAUGACAAGCUCAAACCCGCCUCGUCCGGUGAUGACGAGGAUUCAGAGGUGGAAUGGUCUGUCCUUCGGCGAUGGGAUGUGCCAUGGAGUUGGCAAACUGUUUCACUUACUAUGAUGGCAUGUGGAGUAAGUUUUGUUCUUACAGGGUUGGUGGAGUCAUCACUUUUGCCGUAUCUAGGCUUCCAAGACAGGGAACUGAGUUUAGAUGAGAAAGCAGAAAUACUUUUUGCUGGCCAAUUUUCUGUAACAGCAGUUGUGCUGGGAGUGAUCUAUGGCAUCACCAACACCUUUCAGCCACUUCCAGAUGAUGUGUUUCGCUAUGAUUUGAAGGAACCAUUUGAUCUACGGGAUGGUUGGCUUCUUUGGGCAGGAGUUGGUCUCCUGGGUGCAUUAAUUGCUAUUGCACUAACAGGAUUUGCCUUGAACAUCUUUAGUGGUGAAAAUCCACAAAGAGAGACUGAUGCUUUAAUUCGAUUGUUGCCAUUGAUUGGUUCUUCAGGUAUCAGCACUGCUUGUCUACUGGGCAUUACUGGUGUUUUAGCCCCAGUUCUUGAGGAGACCAUCUUCCGUGGAUUUCUCAUGGUGUCUCUAACUAAAUACUUGUCAACACCAAUUUCUGUGAUUAUAAGUGCAGCCAUAUUCGCAAUUGCUCAUCUCACUCCUGGAGAAUUUCCACAGCUGUUUGUCCUAGGGACUGCUUUAGGAUUUUCAUAUGCUCAAACUCAUAAUCUUCUAACACCAAUCACCAUACAUGCACUCUGGAACUCGGGGGUGAUUUUAUUGCUCACCUUUCUUCAGGUUCAAGGAUACGAUAUCAGGGAGCUUCUACAAGCAUCUUGAAGCGGUCUCUGGAGUACUGGGAGUGUGUAGCUACUUUGUUCAUCUGGACCUAUUUAUUUUAUUUCCUUCUUGGCCUGCUCUUGUAUAGCAAGUGGAAGCAAAGGUAUUUGGUGAUCACUACUUGUGCGUGUACCUUUGCUGAACACUUGACAUCCUGCUUAAUAUCUUAUUCAUGCUGGUGGUUUUAGAAG